This is a messenger RNA of Closterium sp. Naga37s-1, 993 nucleotides long. NCBI's taxonomy places the organism in Eukaryota, Viridiplantae, Streptophyta, Zygnematophyceae, Desmidiales, Closteriaceae. The record is from the annotation of a GenBank genome assembly.
AUGGCGCUCGCCUGUCCAUCCUCCGUGUCCUUCAAGUCCUUCCAAGGGCUCAAGGUCAGCCCUGCUGUCUCUUCUCAAGCGCGCAUUAGCCGCUCCAAUGUAGCUUUUCCGAACGCCGCCUCCAAGCGGCUGGUAGCCGUCGCGGCCGUCGCAGAGGCACCAGCAGCUGCCGGCCCGGCAGUUCUGCCGGUCCUGACAAUGGACGGCGCAAACUCCGGCAAGACGGCGGAGCUGAACCUGCGGACGGCACGGCCGGAGACGGCAAAAGCCGUUGUCCACCGCGCCGUGGUCACCUACAUGCAGAACAAGCGCGCGGGUACCGCAAGCACGAAGACCCGCGCGGAGGUGCGGGGAGGCGGGCGGAAGCCGAUGAAGCAGAAGGGAACUGGCAGCGCUCGCCGUGGAUCGCAGCGGACGCCGCUGCGUCCCGGUGGUGGUGUGGUGUUCGGGCCUAAACCCAAGGACUGGACUAUUAAGAUCAACAAGAAGGAGAAGCUGCUCGCCGUGGGAACCGCUCUGCAGAACGCGGCGACCGCGAAUGACGGCGCGAGCUUCAUCGUGAUCGAGGACGUGCACGACAAGGUCGCGGCGCCUAAGACUAAGGACUUCGUCGCGGCGCUCGCGCGGUGGGGCGUGGAUUACAAGAAGGACCACGCGCUGCUACUCACCGGCGAAGCUUCGGAGAACCUGCUGCUGUCGACGCGGAACAUCCAGAAUCUGAAGGUGGUGACGCCGAACGCGCUGAACAUCUACGACGUGCUGCGCGCCGAUAAGCUGCUGUUUCGUCAUUUUCUUCCCCUCUCCCCUUUCUUCACCCCUUCCCUCCCGCACCUGCCUACCCUUCCCUGCAGCCAUCUCCCUUCCCCCUAUUUCUUUCUUGCCUUUUGGCCACCUCCCCUUCCCAACCCCACGCCCUCCGCCCCCUCUCCCCCCAACCCACCCCUCCUUGCCUUGCAUUUCCCCCAUUUGCUCCCUUACACCACAUCCUACUAG